AUGAAGUUUCUAUUCCUGUUUCUUGUCAUCCUUCUAGCCAUGGAGCCAGCAGUAUCAGCGAGCUGUUGGAUGAAUGGACAAUGCCGAUUGGUGUGCAAAAAUGAUGAAGAGAGUAUUACACGCUGCUCAAAUCGUAAACGGUGCUGUGUCCUUAGUCGUUACUUAACAAUAAAACCAAUAACAUUUGAUGAAAUACUCUCCUGGACCACUCCUCAGCCGACUAGACAAGCAAACGUCACAUCCUUCGAUGCAUGGGUAACAUGGGAAUCUGUAGAACCUCUUGCAAAAAAGAUGAACGUCCCUACUUGUAUUGCAGAAAUUAUCAAUCAUGCUGCCUCCAGUCUUAUAUGA
Pteropus alecto (black flying fox) is the source of this 351-nucleotide messenger RNA. RefSeq names its product defensin beta 119 (gene DEFB119). The transcript has 3 exons. The record is from RefSeq and is a predicted model, not a curated record. Gene Ontology annotation, cellular component: extracellular region. Lineage: Eukaryota; Metazoa; Chordata; Mammalia; Chiroptera; Pteropodidae. Bases 1 to 351 code for a protein of 116 amino acids. Gene Ontology annotation, biological process: innate immune response.